Mercenaria mercenaria is the source of this 3931-nucleotide messenger RNA. Its product is annotated as lysine-specific demethylase 9-like. The coding region runs from base 509 to 2884 and encodes 791 amino acids. The transcript has 3 exons. The record is from RefSeq and is a predicted model, not a curated record. NCBI's taxonomy places the organism in Eukaryota, Metazoa, Mollusca, Bivalvia, Venerida, Veneridae.
CAUUUCGUGUUCUAUCGAUUUUUUAAUUUCUAAAUUCUACUUUUGCAGAAGAAAAUUAAAUAAAGCGAUUCAGAUAUGAUGAUACGCUGUGUACAUAUAUAUAUAAAUAUCUAUGAAUGGAUGACCUCGGGUAGUUCAUACAUAACAGUGUUAUUCUAUAAUGCCCGAUUGUGAUCGUUAGAAUUUCUCUCUAUUGUUGGACACGUCGAGCAAUAUUAAGCCGGUUUUGUGUUCAUUCACCGUGAGAUUUGGCCAGUAAGCGGUCGAGUGGACGGCUAAAUUAGUUGUUGAAAUUCAUUUGGGUCGUUAUACUUUUCAGACAAGAUGGUGUAGGAAAAGGAGGUUGCUGAAAGAUUCUAGGAGUUAUAUUUUUACAGAGUAGAGCCUGUCGUUCAGUAAGGACGGGAGCAGUAGGGCGUGCUGGUGCUUACGGAAACGGAUCAUUCCAAGGUACCAGAGAAAUUAGCGGCACGAAGUAUACCCAAGACGUGAAAUCCUAGCAAACAAAAUGGUUGUGAUCAGUAGCAACGUGAUGUAUCAAUGUCAGGCAUUCUACAUCGGGAAUGGACUGCCGGAUCCAGAUAAGAAGGGUGUUGAAGCUAUUCAAAGUCCACUGCGAGAAAGAUACCGUGGUAAUGUGUCCGACAUGGAAGGUUCUCCCGUCAAGAUCACAAUCAUGCCGGAUGUUGUUGAUGUACAGUUCACGGACGGCAGCGCACCGGAGAUUACUCUGCCCAUUUCAACAUUAUCCAUGUGUGCCGCGGUUCGCUGUGUGGAGAGCUUCACAGACACAUCAAACAUGAAGUUCAUACCAGUUCAUUCAGUCAUCUCGGCAAAUGAGCCGGACUCCGAACAUCCAGCCAUCUUUUCGACCUCCAUGCGGACCAGAACCGGUGAACCAUUACUUUGUUAUGCAUUUGUAUGUGAAUCAGCGCGUGACGCCUUGCACCUUGUGAACGCUACGCAAACUGCACACACUGCCCUGAGGCGAGGAUACAGUCCAACAGGGGCCCUCAAGUUCUUCAAUGAACAGUCAUCUGAGUUCGACCGUACGAUACAUGUUUCUGGCAUAAACUCGGGGGGAGUGAGUGCAAGAUCAAACAGCAGUAGAUAUGUUUCACAGAUCAGUACAGGGAGAAAGUCCGAGAGCCGAUCAAUAAACCUGCAACAGGAAGAGGACGUUUUCCCAUUUAACCCGGACGACUAUAACACGGAGUCUACAACAUACGUCACCUCGGUUAACAACGCCUCCACAAAACGGGUUGGCAGCGUUUCUAGGGUUUAUAAUGACGCAAACAUUGUCACAAACGGAACAGAUACAACAUACUACGUAAAGGCUGGAGAUGUAACUAUCCCACCACCAACACCAGUUCAAGCACAAAAAACAGACACGGUGUUUGUGAGAACAAACACUUUGCGCGCCCCGCCUUCGCCGGUACACCGUAACGCGGAGACGAUCCUCGUGAAGUCAAACGUAGAGCAUAUUAAAGCCCCUACACCUGUUCCACGGCAGACGAUCAUUGUUGAUAAACCAAUCAUCAACCCAGCCCCUGUGGCUAAGAUUCCUCCGCCGAAGGUCAUUGAGCGUCCUGUUUACAUUGAUCCACCUCCGCCGCCAAAGGUUCAACAACAGGUCAUAUACGUCGAUAAACCGGUGUUUAAGGAAAUGAAAUGGCCAGCACCCCCAAAGCCGGAAGUAGUUGAAAGACCAGUUGUUAUUGAUCCUCCGCCGCCACCAAGACAAGAACCGCAGAAAAUCGUUGUUGAUAAACCAGUUUUGAAAGAAUGGCCAAGGCAACCUACUCCUCCUCCGCCAAUUAUAGAAGAGAACUUAGUGUACAUUGAGCCACCAAAAUGGCCCGAGAGGGCGCCUCAGAGAAUUAUCGUGGAUAAGCCAAUUGUGAAAGAACCUGGCCCACCACCUCCUGCACCUGCUCCAAUUAUAGAGGAGAGAGCUGUUUACAUUGAUCCACCUGAAUUCCCUGAACAACAGCCUCACAGAAUUAUUGUUGAAAAACCAUGUUUCAACCCUCCAAAACCUGCCCCUCCACCUCCUGCGCCUAUUAUUGAAGAGAAAAAGGUCUAUAUAGAUCCACCAGCAUAUCCGCGACAGGAGCCACAGAGGAUUGUUGUGGAGAAACCAAUUAUACAGGACCCAGGCCCGCCACCACUUCCACCAGAACCUAUCAUCAUCGAGAAACCCGUACAUAUUGAACCUCCGAAAUACCAGCAACAAGAACCACAGCGCAUCAUCGUCGAGAAACCAAUCAUGAGGGACCCUGGUCCGCCCCCACCUCCUCCCAAACCAAUCAUCAUUGAGAAAAUAGUCUACAUAGACCCUCCACCAUGGCCAAAAGUUGAACCACAAAGGAUUGUUGUAGAGAAGCCUGUGUUUAGGCCACGCCCACCACCACCUACGCCGAAACCAAUCAUCAUUGAAAAGCCUGUCUAUAUCGACCAACCUGUGGCGCCACUCCCAGAACCACAAAAAGUUGUCGUGGAAAAACCAGUUUUACGGACUGCUUAUAGUAUGACCGAAGCCCGACGUGUGCCUGCUACAUAUGGGUAUCAACAAGUCCAGUACAGACAGCCUGCAAAUGUCCGGUCCUCGUACGUUGUCCGCUCGGAGCCGCAGCGAGUGGAGGGUCUUCGUAGGUACGCUUGGUCAGAUGCGGGAGAAGGCCGGUCAAGAUCACGAAUGGAAUACAACAGCGACGGGGGUGGUUACAGAAUAUUUGGGCAGCCACGUGACUUCCGGUCCAAACAGUUUAUGAAUGAGCGAAGCUUCGGACGGCGUGUGAGCGCUGACUUGAGACACACAGUUGAUCGCAACUCCUACAGGGUGAACCGGAUGGACGACCGCCGUAGUUCAGUGAGCAGUUAACUUUUUGUUAGUAUGAUUAAGGUUCUGAAAAUUCAUUUUCAAGUUUAAGACUUUGUCAAAAUGGAUCAAUGUUGAUAACUGUAGAUGCGAUACGUUCAGCUAACUCGUUUGAAAAAAAUCACUCUUUAGUAAUAACUGUGUCCUUGAGGUGCAAAGACAGGUUACUAUUAGAGGACUGAGGUAAAGUAAAAAUAAAUCGAAAGAAACCUAGAGGAAAUCAUGCAGUAUGUCAGCUUACACUUCGAACAUUUUGACAACGUAAUGAUAGGGGCAUGUUAUUCAUCUUUCCUAUGAUUACACGCUAUGCUCAAACUGUUUCACACGCUCAUAAAUGUAUUAAAUAAGAAAAUUUGUAUUGACGGUUGACAAAAGGUAAGGUGUAGCCUUUGAUCGUUGGAUGUCGGUGAUAAUCUUGCGGUGAUUCAUUUUGCAUGAAUUACCUCGUGCUUUUCAAGCGUAACAUAUUUUUAUUAUACAUGUACUUUCUCAUGACUAGAAUUUCAAAGACCACAGGAAGGAACUCUUUAUUUCGUCUAUAUACAUUUUUCUUGAAAAAAUAAUUGAUCACCAUCGAGCUUUAACUGAUUAGAUAGAAAAACAAAUUUUUAGCCUAUACAGGUAUAUCAUCAAAGUUUGAUAUUGCUAACGCAAGUGAUCGCAGAUCAGUGAUCGAGAUUCACAUAUCAGAUGUUUGUACUUUGAACUAUUGUAAAUAUUUUCUGAAAUGUUACUGAAAGAUAUAUGCAUUUAAUAGUUUAUUCUGUUAUACUUAUAGUCCUAUCUUUACUAUGUGCCCAAUAUAUAUAUAUAUAUAUAUAUAUAUAUAUAUAUAUAUAUAUAUACAUUGGACAGUUUGUAAGUGCUGUUUGAGACAGGUGCAUUGUCUUUUUUGAUAUAUUUUGCAAAAUUAUUUUUGAUAUUUAGUAUUAUUAAUAUAUGAUAUACAUGUUACAUAUUACAUACUUGAAUUCUUUCUUUGGGCUGUGUAUAAACAAUGUGUACAUGUAUUAUAAUAACAUACACUAGUUCAGAUCAAAUGCAUUGUUU